AUGGUGGAAAGGCUCCCCGGAGUAGCUCCCCCCAUCCGUAGAAGUGAUCCAAGGUCGUACUCCGACACGCCUUUCGUGAAGGAGAUUGCUUCGAUCGAGAUGCCUCGAAAGUUCUCUUUUCCGAGCAUCAAGAUGUACGAAGGAACUGGAGAUCCUGACAACCACAUCGCCCAGUACAAGCAACGCAUGGUAGCCGUGGCUAUUCCGAAAGACGCAAGGGAAGCCACCAUGUGCAAGGGCUUCGGGUCAACUCUAACCGGUCCUGCCCUCCAAUGGUACAUCAACCUCCCCACGGGGUCCAUAGCAUCCUUCGCCGCCCUCAGCGACAAGUUCGUGGAACAGUUCGCUUGUAGCCGCCACCUGGAGAAGAGAUCAGAUGACCUCUACGAGAUCCAACAAUACAGAAACGAAUCCCUACGCUCCUACAUAGCUCGUUUCAAUCAAGAGAAGGUCUCCAUACCCGAGUGUAACGCCGAUACAGCAAUCUCAGCCCUCAAGAAGGGCCUACUCCCGGAGGGAGAGCUCUACAAGGAAUUAACCAAGUACAGAUGCGGAGACAUGGCGGAUGUACUAUCCCGUGCCUGGGCCCAAGUAAGGUGGGAAGAAGACGUCGUGAGCAGGGCCAAGGUUUCCUCCAAGUACGAUCAGAAGUCCUCCAAACCAUCGAAAGACGAGCGUGAAGAAACCAUCCGAUCCCGACCUUCCCGGGAAUCCACUAAUCAGAGCAGGGGCAGAUACCAACAUCGCCCCUUACCUCGGUCCGAAGGAAUGAUGGUUUCAACUUGGCCCAGCAUCUCCCACCUAGCGAUAUCCAAACCGGAGCUCAUUGGAGUCUUGAGGCAGAUGGGCCCACAAGUCAAGUGGCCACCUAAAAUGAGGUCCCCUGACGCUACCGGAACCCUAAAAGAUGGUGUGGAUUCCACAACGAUCACGGCCAUACCCGGAAGACUGCGUAGCCUUAAGGUUGGAAGUAGCCGAGCUCCUCAAGAAGGGUUACCUAAGGGAGUUCCUCUCGGAUAA
Molecule: messenger RNA, 1020 nt
Organism: Raphanus sativus (radish)
Lineage: Eukaryota; Viridiplantae; Streptophyta; Magnoliopsida; Brassicales; Brassicaceae
Exons: 1
Coding region: 1-1020 (339 amino acids)
Source: RefSeq, a predicted model, not a curated record